Molecule: messenger RNA, 1780 nt
Organism: Manihot esculenta (cassava)
Lineage: Eukaryota; Viridiplantae; Streptophyta; Magnoliopsida; Malpighiales; Euphorbiaceae
Product: RNA-binding protein 5
Exons: 9
Coding region: 80-1624 (514 amino acids)
Biological process (GO): mRNA splicing, via spliceosome
Cellular component (GO): nucleus
Molecular function (GO): RNA binding
Source: RefSeq, a predicted model, not a curated record
GUAAAAAACAAAAGGAAAAAAAGGAAAGAGAGAGAGAGAGAGAGAGAGAGAGAGAGAGAGAAGCAGAAGGUACGCGGCCAUGGAGAUGGAGGGAGGGAAAGAAACCGAUUCGCAAGCGACAGUGGUAGAUGAUGAUUCAUUUGUCUGGGACGAGACCUCUGGCCUCUACUUCCAUGCCAGCAGCGGAUUUUACCAUGACUCUAAUGCUGGCUGGUACUAUAGUAGUAGAGAUGGUCUUUAUUACAAGUUCGAGAAUGGAAGUUAUGUGCUUUUAGAAUUCGACAAGGUUAAUGCAGUCGAAUCACGUAGUUCACCCGGAGUAGUCUCUGAUACUUCUGAUCGAGAUGAGUCAUCUACACAGUUCUGUUGCAACAGCGAGGAUAAUGUUUCUUCAUUGCCAGUGGAUCAUUGUGAUGCUUACUCAUUCAGUGGAACUGUUCGUGAUGAAGGUGCUCACGGGUACACAAAAUGCAGUUCUGAUCAACCAGCUGAAAAUCCACCUCCACCGUCAGAGUGGUAUGCCACAUUUCUUAUUUUGAAGACUUGUUUCUUUGUCUCUUUUAACAGUGUAUAUGUUCAAUUCAGGUUAGAAGAAUCCCUCAUCAAUCUUUAUCUUUCUGGGUAUAAACAAGUAGGGAAUAAUGCUGAUGUUUCAACAAUGUCAUUGGAAGUUGAUGGCGGGGAUGGCUUAACCUAUUUAGCUGAUGGUGCAUCUAACGAUGAUACUCAAAUGUUAAAAGAUGGUGAUUGGAUCACAGAACACAAUUGUAAAGUAAUUGAUCAAUGUGAAAGUACCAUAGAUGAAGAUGCUUCAUGGGAAGAAGAAAACUGGCAAGCUCAGUAUGGUCAAGUAGUUAAUUCUGGGGAACAGCCACUGCAAGAUUUUCAUGCUGUGGAUUUGUGGGACUGGGCAAAGAUCACAGUUUCCAGAAGAGAUGGAAAAAGUCAGACAUUUAGGCUGGUUGGACGACUGGUGAAACAGUCUGCUAAACUCCAUCCUUCUAUGCCUUCUAGUGGCAAUCUUUAUAGAACUGCUCCAAUAUGUGAAGCACAUCUUGACCUGGUACGAGCUAGAACAGGGCAAGUGUAUAAGUUGCAUAGUCCUAGCGCAAGAUACUUGGCUUCCUUGUCAAGUUAUGAUUCUUCCAACCCAACAAAAGACUGGGGUGUCCCUGAAUUGUCAAUGAACAUUCCACAUAUCCCCCUAACAAAAUCUAGUGGGAAAAGUAAACCAAAAUUAGCAGAUAAAGGCACUGAUUGCAAGGGCAUGUUUAUAUCAUCAAGUCAACAUUCCAUCUCUAAGAAGCAAAGAAUCUAUGAAUAUAGGGAUAGAGCUGCGGAGAGAAGAAACUUUCAUGGCGGAUUUGGUGUGGGCCCUGGACAAAAGAGUACACUAGUUGAUGAUGUUUGUAGCCCUGUGUCUACAGAGGAAGCUGCAGCUGAAGCCUUGGACAUGUCAUUUGGUAGUGGGAGUUAUGCCAGGAAAAUGCUUGAAAAAAUGGGUUGGAAGGAGGGGGAGGGUCUAGGCAACACUAGAAAGGGCUUGAUCAACCCUAUACAAGCAGUUGGAAACGUAGGCAGUGCUGGAUUAGGAUGGCCUCGUGGCAGAAUGACUGAUUGCUGAAAAUUUUGUCCCGGAAGAAUUACUAUGAUGUAUUUUUACAGUUAUACCAAGUAUAUUUGUACCUUGUUUCAUCUUAUAUUUAAUCAUUGUUCAAAUUUUUAGUUUUCUUUUUUCUGUAUAUUUUAUAUUUGUAUUAACCUUGAUGACCUUUGAUCC